GCUCCGUCUGCGCCGGGGAGGCGGAGGGGAGGAGGGCUGCGGGGCCAAGGCGUUAGCUGCGUCCCGGCUCGGAGCCCGCGAAGAGGACUAGGAGGAAGGCGCCGCCGUGGCCGCGGCCGCAGAGCUCUGGGCGCGACAAACCAUGAGCAGCGGCUCCGCGGGUGACCCUGCUGUCGCUGGCCGCCUCUGAUCCCGGACGAGAGACAGCUCGGAGCUCCCCAGCACCCUCCGCAGCCGGCACCCUCGCGCCCAGAGAAACAUGAUUCCAGUGACAGAAUUCCGGCAGUUCUCUGAGCAGCAGCCUGCCUUCCGGGUGCUGAAGCCGUGGUGGGAUGUGUUUACCGACUACCUGUCAGUGGCCAUGCUGAUGAUCGGUGUGUUCGGAUGUACUUUACAGGUCAUGCAAGACAAGAUCAUUUGCCUUCCGAAAAGAGUUCAGACUUCUCAGAACCACUCUUCUGUUUCAAAUGUCUCUCAAGCAGUUGCCGGGACCACCCCCCUACCUCCACCUAAACCAUCUCCGACUAACCCCGUCACUGUGGAAAUGAAAGGCCUGAAGACAGACCUGGACCUUCAGCAGUACAGUUUCAUAAACCAGAUGUGCUACGAGCGUGCCCUCCACUGGUAUGCCAAGUAUUUCCCUUACCUUGUUCUCAUCCAUACCCUGGUCUUCAUGCUCUGCAGCAACUUUUGGUUCAAAUUCCCUGGCUCCAGCUCUAAAAUAGAACAUUUCAUCUCCAUCCUGGGGAAGUGUUUUGACUCUCCCUGGACCACACGGGCUUUAUCGGAAGUGUCUGGGGAGGACUCAGAAGAGAAGGACAACAGGAAGAACAACAUGAGCAGGUCCAACACCACCCAGUCUGGUCCAGAAGGCAGCCUGGUCAACUCUCAGUCGUUAAAGUCAAUUCCUGAAAAGUUUGUGGUUGAUAAAUCCACUGCAGGGGCUCUGGAUAAGAAGGAAGGGGAGCAAGCAAAGGCCUUAUUUGAGAAGGUGAAGAAGUUCAGGCUACAUGUAGAAGAAGGAGACAUACUCUAUGCUAUGUAUGUUCGCCAGACUGUACUUAAGGUUAUAAAAUUCCUAAUCAUCAUUGCAUAUAACAGCGCCCUGGUUUCCAAAGUCCAGUUUACAGUGGACUGUAAUGUUGACAUUCAGGACAUGACUGGAUAUAAAAACUUUUCUUGCAAUCAUACCAUGGCGCACUUGUUCUCAAAACUCUCCUUCUGCUACCUAUGCUUUGUAAGUAUCUACGGAUUGACGUGCCUUUACACCUUAUACUGGCUGUUCUACCGGUCUCUAAGGGAGUACUCCUUUGAGUAUGUCCGGCAGGAGACUGGAAUUGAUGAUAUUCCGGAUGUGAAAAAUGACUUUGCUUUUAUGCUUCAUAUGAUAGAUCAGUAUGACCCUCUGUAUUCCAAGAGAUUCGCAGUGUUCUUGUCUGAAGUAAGUGAAAACAAAUUAAAGCAGCUGAACUUAAAUAAUGAGUGGACUCCCGAUAAACUGAGGCAGAAGCUACAGACGAAUGCCCAUAACCGGCUGGAGUUGCCUCUUAUCAUGCUCUCUGGCCUUCCAGACACUGUGUUUGAAAUCACCGAGUUGCAAUCUCUAAAACUUGAGAUCAUUAAGAACGUAAUGAUACCAGCCACCAUUGCACAGCUAGACAAUCUCCAAGAGCUCUCUCUACACCAGUGCUCUGUCAAAAUCCACAGCGCUGCACUCUCUUUCCUAAAGGAAAACCUCAAAGUCUUGAGCGUCAAGUUUGAUGAUAUGAGGGAGCUGCCCCCUUGGAUGUACGGACUCCGGAAUCUGGAAGAGCUCUACCUGGUUGGCUCUCUAAGUCAUGAUAUUUCAAAAAAUGUCACCCUUGAGUCUCUGCGGGAUCUCAAGAGCCUUAAAAUUCUCUCUAUCAAAAGCAACGUUUCCAAAAUCCCUCAGGCAGUGGUUGAUGUUUCCAGCCAUCUCCAGAAGAUGUGCAUACAUAACGAUGGCACCAAGCUGGUGAUGCUCAACAAUUUAAAGAAGAUGACCAAUCUGACAGAGCUGGAACUGGUCCACUGUGACCUGGAGCGCAUUCCUCAUGCUGUGUUCAGCCUGCUCAGCCUCCAGGAAUUGGACCUCAAGGAAAAUAAUCUGAAAUCUAUAGAAGAAAUCGUUAGCUUCCAGCACUUGAGAAAGUUGACAGUGCUAAAACUGUGGCAUAACAGCAUCACCUAUAUCCCAGAGCAUAUAAAGAAACUCACCAGCCUGGAGCGUCUGUCUUUUAGUCACAAUAAAAUAGAGGUGCUGCCUUCCCACCUCUUCCUAUGCAACAAAAUCCGAUACUUGGACUUAUCCUACAAUGACAUUCGAUUUAUCCCACCUGAAAUCGGAGUUCUACAAAGUUUACAGUAUUUUUCCAUCACUUGUAACAAAGUGGAGAGCCUUCCAGACGAACUCUACUUUUGCAAGAAACUUAAAACUCUGAAGAUUGGGAAAAACAGCCUGUCAGUACUUUCACCGAAAAUUGGAAAUUUACUAUUUCUUUCCUACUUAGAUGUUAAAGGCAAUCACUUUGAAAUCCUCCCUCCCGAACUGGGUGACUGUCGAGCUCUGAAGAGAACUGGUUUGGUUGUGGAAGAUGCUCUGUUUGAAACUCUGCCUUCUGAUAUCCGGGAGCAAAUGAAAACAGAAUAACUUAUUUUUGUUUAAAGUUUGACUGAAACAUGCUUCUACCAAAUACAGUAUAAAUAAUUAGGUAGUCUUAAUGCCUUUCCUAUUUUAUGUUUGUUUUUUUUUUCUUUUCACACGAAACAAAAUGUACACAAAAACUGAGUAAGGAGUAUGUAUUUUUUAAUAAAAAUUUAAUUGUAUUUUUUCAAUAUUAA
Messenger RNA from Rhinolophus ferrumequinum (greater horseshoe bat), 2862 nucleotides. RefSeq names its product leucine rich repeat containing 8 VRAC subunit C (gene LRRC8C). Bases 260 to 2671 code for a protein of 803 amino acids. The transcript is spliced from 3 exons. Lineage: Eukaryota; Metazoa; Chordata; Mammalia; Chiroptera; Rhinolophidae. The record is from RefSeq and is a predicted model, not a curated record. Gene Ontology annotation, molecular function: protein binding.